GUUCAGAGGAAUCCGAGGGGAGAGAGAAGCGAGACGCCCUAGAAUCCCACGCGAUCUUGAAAUCGAAACCGAAACCGAAACACGAAGAGAGAGAGAGAGAAGAGGCCUGAAUCUGAUCGGAAAAAUAGUCCCACAUCGGAUAAACGAAUAAAUCAGUUCCGACCUCAAUGAUCAAAACCUAGAAUCCCUCCAUUUUUGGUAAAACUUCCGGAGGAUGAAGGAGGUGGUCGUCCACGUGUACGACGUAACCAACAGCGAAUCGCAAAAAACCAACAACACAAUCCUCAGCAUCAACAGGAUCUUCAAGGACGGUAUCGGAAUCGGCGGGAUCUUUCACAGCGCCAUCCAGGUCUAUGGUACUGAAGAAUGGUCUUUCGGGUUUUGUGAAUAUGGUAGUGGAGUCUUUAGCUGUCCUCCGACUAAAAAUCCGAUGUAUACAUUUCGUGAAACUAUUGUCCUUGGGGAGACGGAGUUCACAAAUGGAGGGGUGAACCAGAUCUUGAGGGAACUCAGUAGAGAGUGGCCGGGAAGCUCGUAUGAUCUGCUUUCCAGAAACUGCAAUCACUUUUGUGAUGAUUUUUGUGAAAAGCUUGGCGUACAGAAACUUCCAGCUUGGGUCAACCGUUUUGCAAAUGCUGGCGAUGCUGCCCUGGAAGUUGCAGAAACUACAGCCGUUAAGCUUAGACAAGCAAAGGAGGAAAUAGUCUCAGCCAGCAAAGUGGCCUACAGAUUCUUGGCCGGUGUGGCCUCAAACUCAUCAGUCUCACCAAGCAACACAGAUAAUACAAACAAUGGCAGCCCAAGAUUCCAGGGUGCCUGGUUCAAGAACCUCAUCUCACCCGCUCCCAAGCCAUCAACCAGCACUCCUCCAGAAGAUUCAUCAUCCUGUUCUUCAUCAUCAGCAACCGAUGACGAUCAGUCACUUGAACAUCUUAGAUCAACAGGACAACUGCAGUGCUACCGUAAUCUGUAGACUUAACGAGAGGUUAGAAAUACUUAGAUGAUCAUUGUUGUUAUUACUUAAGUUACAUGGUUUGUUCUGAAGAGAAUCUUGAGUCAUUAUAUAGAUCAGAAGAAAACUAAUUUUCGAAUCUUUUCAAAGAAGUUUUUGUUUGUUUUGAUGGAAAUGUAGAUGCUUGGAAAAGGAUUGAAGGUAUCACCACCCUUUCACUCUUUAA
This is a messenger RNA of Asparagus officinalis (garden asparagus), 1178 nucleotides long. RefSeq lists its product as uncharacterized. Gene Ontology annotation, biological process: protein deubiquitination. The transcript has 4 exons. Lineage: Eukaryota; Viridiplantae; Streptophyta; Magnoliopsida; Asparagales; Asparagaceae. Bases 215 to 973 code for a protein of 252 amino acids. Gene Ontology annotation, molecular function: deubiquitinase activity. The record is from RefSeq and is a predicted model, not a curated record.